Messenger RNA from Corythoichthys intestinalis (scribbled pipefish), 1893 nucleotides. RefSeq names its product bradykinin receptor B2 (gene bdkrb2). NCBI's taxonomy places the organism in Eukaryota, Metazoa, Chordata, Actinopteri, Syngnathiformes, Syngnathidae. The record is from RefSeq and is a predicted model, not a curated record. Gene Ontology annotation, molecular function: C-C chemokine binding; bradykinin receptor activity; C-C chemokine receptor activity. Gene Ontology annotation, biological process: positive regulation of cytosolic calcium ion concentration; smooth muscle contraction; cell chemotaxis. Bases 151 to 1188 code for a protein of 345 amino acids. Gene Ontology annotation, cellular component: external side of plasma membrane; membrane. The transcript has 2 exons.
CAAGGACUUUUUGUCUUUUUUUUCCUUGAUACAAUAUUCUUUAACAGGACAAAGUUUGUUAUAUAAGAAGGUGAAUAUAUCUAGAAAAGUAUCGUAGGCACAAUCCGCAUUGGAUUCUUUAUAAACCGGGCUCAAGACUGUAAUUGAAGAAUGCCAGCGCUGAACACCACCGCUGCACAUUGGAACCAAAGCGGCAUGGAAGAACAGAAGAACUGCAUCGAUCCAGAUGUUUGGCAUGCACUCACUAGCAGCCAGCCCAUCUACAUGGCGGUCAUCACCGUGUUGGGAGUGGUGUUAAACGCCUUUGUGCUGCUGGUGUUUUGCCUUCACAAGAAAGCGUGCACUGUGGCGGAGAUCUACCUGAGCAACCUGGCGGUUGCCGACCUCAUCCUGGUGUCCUGUCUUCCGUUUUGGGCUAUCAACAUUGCAAAUGAUUUUAACUGGCCUUUCGGUGUGGCCAUGUGCAAAGUGGUCAACGCGGGCAUCAAGAUGAAUGCUUACUGCAGCAUCUACUUCCUGGUUUUAGUGAGCAUAGAUCGCUACGUGGCGUUGGUUCAUCCCAUGUCGCACGGGCGAAUGCGUCGACCCAAGUAUGCCAAAAUUGGCUGUCUUCUAGUGUGGGUGUUCGGCUUGCUCCUGAGCACCCCGACGCUGGUCUUCAGGACUGUCAUGCAUUUCCCGGAAUAUAACGUACACGCCUGCGCUCUUGAUCUUCCAAGUCGUACCUUAAUGUUGCUCCGCGAUGUCAUAUUAAUUUUUAUUAGUUUCAUCAUCCCGAUCGUCAUCAUCUCAUUCUGCACCGUCAAGAUCAUCCAAUCGUUAAAGAAAAGGUCAGUCGAGAGAUUCAGCGCUGAGCAGAGUGAACAGAAAGCCACUACACUGGUCUUGGUCGUCUUGGGUGCCUUCCUUAUCUGCUGGAUACCAUUUCACAUCAACACAAUGGCGGAUAUUCUAUUAAAGGCCGGUUUAAUUGGAGGAUGUCACCUUGAAGCAGUCAUAGAUAUUUGCGAACAAAUCUUUGUCUACUUGGCCUUCUUCAACAGUAUCAUCAACCCCAUCUUGUAUGUCAUAGUUGGUAAAAACUUUCGGAAAAAAGCUCAGGAAGUGUGUAAGCAGUGGCCCUUGAGUAGCGCAACAACAGCGUCUACACGUUCUAACACUUCUGCAACGUUGAGGACGUUUACAUGAGAAAAAAAUAAAUAACAUUCGGUGAGAGAACUCAGCUUGUCUUGAUGAUGGCUUCUAAAAAGAUUCUCAUCUCAGCCCAGAGGCAUUUUUAUGAAGAAAAAAAAACCUUGCUGGGCCCCAAGCACUGUAGUUAGAUGCCAAACAUGCUAUUACAUAACUCUCUUUUCCCUUCUAACUCCAAAUUGUAAUCCAAGAGAAAUCUGUUAGCCUCGUUAUUUUUAUUUAUUUAUUUAUUUUUACGUAAAAAGUCAAAACCAAAACAAGAUUUUAAAUGCCAUGCCAACAGAAGUGUACUAUUUUGUCAUAGUCACAACAUACACAUAUGUGGUUUACUGAUAAAUAGCGAUAAAACACAGCAGUAUUUUGCUUCGCAAGAAUAUUGGCUGUUUUUAGGUUUUCUCUUGUAGGACAAGAAAGAAGAAGACCAUUGAGGGUUAACCCUCAUAUUUUAAUAAUGUGCAUAUCAGAGGUUGCGCUAGACUUUUUCGUUGUCUGUCAUUUUGACUGACAGGGUUAUAAAAAUCCGGUCAUAAUUUAUUUUUACACGUCACUUAAAUUUUUUAAAUGUUAUAAUGACAUAUUCAGUAGUAUUUAGUUUUCAUUCAUCUUUAAUUAAUAUUCUGUCCGAACAAGCUCAACAGAGAAUCCACACCGCGCCAUCACACAUCAAGCAGCUGUGCGUUAUUAGCGCCUAGCUUGCCUUGA